This is a messenger RNA of Eleginops maclovinus (Patagonian blennie), 9780 nucleotides long. RefSeq names its product ankyrin 1, erythrocytic a (gene ank1a). Lineage: Eukaryota; Metazoa; Chordata; Actinopteri; Perciformes; Eleginopidae. Gene Ontology annotation, biological process: signal transduction. Gene Ontology annotation, molecular function: protein binding. The record is from RefSeq and is a predicted model, not a curated record.
AUGGCACAAGCCGCCAAACAUCUCCGCAAGAACAAGGAUUUAGAAGCCCAGCUAGAGCAGGAGCGCAAAGAGAAGGAGGAGGAGAGGAACAAAAAGAGAAGUCGCUCGCGGGAUAAAAAGCGCAAGGCCCACGCCGUGCAUCGCUGGCUAAUCGAUCAGGACAGUAGUGUGAGCUCUGAGAUGCCGGAUGGCCAAGGAGUAUGGCACUUUGAUGAUGAAGCAGAUGCUGGCAACAGUUUUCUCCGAGCGGCCCGUUCUGGCAACCUGGACAAGGCCCUGGACCAUAUCAAAAACGGCAUUGAUAUAAACACAGCCAAUCAGAAUGGGCUCAACGGGCUGCAUCUGGCCUCGAAAGAAGGCCACGUUAAAAUGGUGCUGGAGCUACUCCACAAUGGGAUCGUGCUGGAGACCACCACAAAGAAAGGGAACACGGCCCUGCACAUUGCAGCCCUGGCGGGGCAGGAGCAGGUGGUCACAGAGCUGGUUAACUACGGGGCCAAUGUCAACGCUCAGUCACAGAAGGGUUUUACUCCACUCUACAUGGCUGCACAAGAAAACCAUCUAGAGGUUGUGAAGUUUCUUCUGGAGAACGGAGCCAAUCAGAGCAUUCCAACUGAGGAUGGAUUCACUCCUCUCGCCGUGGCUCUUCAGCAGGGACAUGAGAAUGUCGUAGCCCUGCUCAUCAACUACGGCACCAAAGGAAAGGUCCGCCUCCCUGCGCUGCACAUUGCAGCACGCAACGACGAUACUCGCACAGCCGCAGUGCUCCUGCAGAAUGACCCCAAUCCUGAUGUACUCAGCAAGACUGGAUUCACGCCCCUCCACAUUGCUGCACACUAUGAAAACUUGAACGUAGCUCAGCUGCUGCUCAAUAGAGGAGCCAAUGUCAACUUCACCCCAAAGAACGGCAUCACUCCUCUGCACAUUGCAGCCCGGCGGGGGAAUGUGAUCAUGGUCCGACUCCUGCUCGACAGAGGGGCUCAGAUUGAUGCCAAGACCAAGGACGAGCUGACUCCUCUGCACUGUGCAUCCAGGAACGGUCACGUGAGGAUUAUAGAGAUCCUGCUGGACCACGGAGCCCCCAUACAAGCAAAGACCAAGAAUGGUCUGUCUCCAAUCCACAUGGCAGCACAGGGGGACCACAUGGACUGCAUCAAGCAGCUCCUGCAGUACAACGCAGAGAUUGAUGAUAUCACACUGGACCACCUCACCCCUCUGCACGUGGCGGCACACUGCGGCCACCACCGCAUGGCCAAAGUACUGUUGGACAAAGGGGCCAAACCCAACUCUCGGGCAUUGAAUGGCUUUACUCCUUUGCAUAUUGCUUGUAAAAAGAACCACAUGCGUGUGAUGGAUCUCCUGCUCAAACAAUCUGCAUCAAUAGAGGCUGUGACGGAGUCUGGCCUGACACCCUUGCAUGUGGCAUCCUUUAUGGGUCACCUCAAUGUUGUGAAGAUCCUGCUGCAGAAAGGAGCUUCCCCUAAUGCCUCCAACGUGAAAGUGGAGACUCCUCUUCAUAUGGCAUCUCGGGCAGGACACCAUGAGGUGGCAGAGUUUUUACUGGAGAACUCGGCACCAGUGGACGCCAAGGCCAAGGAUGACCAAACCCCUCUGCAUUGUUCCUCUCGAAUGGGCCACAAGGAGAUAGUGAAGCUGCUGCUGGAGCACAAAGCCAACCCCAACUCCACCACCACAGCAGGCCACACACCCCUACACAUCGCGGCGCGGGAAGGUCACGUACAAACCGUACGCAUCCUGCUGGACAUGGAGGCUCAGCAGACCAAGAUGACCAAGAAAGGCUUCACUCCACUCCAUGUGGCGUCCAAAUACGGCAAGGUGGAUGUAGCAGAGCUGUUGUUGGAAAGAGGAGCCAACCCUAAUGCUGCUGGGAAGAAUGGACUGACUCCGCUGCAUGUUGCCGUUCAUCACAACAACCUGGAUGUUGUCAACUUGCUUGUCAGCAAAGGAGGGUCCCCUCAUAGUGCAGCCAGGAAUGGCUACACUGCCCUCCACAUAGCAUCAAAGCAGAACCAGGUGGAGGUGGCAAACAGCCUGCUGCAGUACGGAGCUUCGGCCAAUGCCGAGUCCCUGCAGGGAGUCACACCUCUCCACCUGGCCUCGCAGGAAGGCCGGCCAGACAUGGUCUCACUGCUCAUCUCCAAACAGGCCAACGUCAACCUCGGAAACAAGAGCGGAUUAACCCCGCUCCAUCUGGUGGCACAGGAAGGACAUGUUGGCAUUGCAGAUAUUUUGGUGAAACAGGGGGCUUCAGUCUACGCAGCCACGCGGAUGGGCUACACCCCUCUCCAUGUAGCGUGUCACUAUGGCAACAUCAAGAUGGUGAAGUUCCUCCUGCAGCAACAAGCCAACGUCAACAGCAAAACAAGGCUGAAUUACACUCCUCUGCACCAGGCGGCGCAGCAGGGACACACAGACAUUGUGACGCUGCUGCUGAAGCACGGCGCUCAGCCCAACGAGACCACAACCAAUGGGACGUCAGCGCUGUCCAUCGCUAAGAGGUUGGGGUACAUCUCUGUCAUCGAUGUCCUAAAGCUCGUCACAGAGGAGACGGUUUCCAUGACGACCACAGAGAAACAUCGCAUGAGUUUCCCAGAAACGGUGGACGAGAUACUGGACGUGUCAGAGGAUGAAGGAGUUGCACAGCUAACAUUAGGAGAGGAGCUCUUGGGGACCGAAGGGGCCAGGUACAUGAAGAUGGAUGACAUGAAAGACCAUGAUGACGAUUUCCUCUCUCCAAAGAAAUCACUGGAGAAUUACUCACCAGCCAUUCCCAGGAUCCCCCGGGUCUCUCCGGAGACCGUUAUCCUGAAAGAACACGAGAUUGAUCUGCAACACACUCCACUUCCACUGCCCAAAGAAUACGACGAUGACUCCCUGAUUCCCAGCAGCCCAGCGACUGAGACGUCAGACAAUGUCAGCCCAGUCGCUAGUCCCAUACACACAGGUUUCCUGGUCAGUUUUAUGGUAGAUGCUCGGGGCGGCUCAAUGCGAGGCAGCAGGCAUAACGGUCUGCGUGUCAUCAUACCUCCGCGGACCUGUGCGGCACCGACCCGCAUCACCUGCCGCCUGGUGAAGCCGCAGAAGCUGACCAGCCCCCCUCCGCUGGUGGAGGGAGAGGGGCUGGCCAGCAGGAUCAUCUCCCUAGGGCCCGCCGGGAUGCAGUUCCUGGGACCGGUGAUAGUGGAGAUCCCCCACUUUGCCGCUCUGGGACGGGGUGACCGGGAGCUUGUGGUGCUGAGGAGCGAGAACGGUAACGUCUGGAAAGAACAUCGCAAUCGGUAUGGCGACGAGGUGCUAGAAACAAUCCUCAAUGGGAUGGAUGAGGAACUAGAAAGUCAGGAGGAGCUCGGGAAGAAGCGGAUCCGUCGCAUCAUCUCCACAGACUUCCCGCUGUACUUUGCUGUGGUGUCACGAGUCCAGCAAGAGAGCGACCUGAUUGGACCAGAAGGAGGUCAGCUGACAAGUAAACUGGUGCCAUUGGUGCAGGCCACGUUUCCUGAGACGGCAGUCACCAAACGAGUGCGCCUGGGGCUGCAGGCUCAGCCAGUUCCAGAUGAGCUGGUUGCUAAGCUGCUGGGUAACCAGGCAAACUUUAGCCCCGUGGUUACUGUGGAGCCUAGGCGGCGCAAGUUUCACCGACCCAUCGGCCUACGUAUGCCCCUGCCCCCGUCAUGGAGGGACAGCCCACGAGACUCUGGGGAGGGCGACACCACCAGCUUGCGUCUACUUUGCUCCGUCAUAGGUGGCACAGCCCCAGCCCAAUGGGAAGACAUUACUGGCACCACCAAGCUCAUGUAUGCUAAAGACUCUGCCAGCUUCACAACAAAUGUUUCAGCACGGUUCUGGCUCGCCGACUGUCCUCGGACAGCUGAGGCCGUCUCCUUCGCCAACCUGCUCUACAGGGAGCUGUCCGCUGUACCCUACAUGGCCAAGUUUGUGGUGUUUGCAAAGAUGAAUGAGCUGCGUGAAGGCCGCCUGCGCUGCUACUGCAUGACCGAUGAUAAGAUGGAUAAAACCCUGGAACAACAUGAGAACUUCACAGAGGUGGCUCGCAGCAGAGACAUAGAGGUGAUGGAGGGAAUGCCGCUUCACCUUGAGUGUUCAGGUAACCUGCUGCCGGUGAGGAAGGCCACCCAGCAGCCGCGCUGCUUCAGCUUCCAGGCUUUCAGAGAUAACCGACUACCUGUCUCUGUUAAGCUGAGAGACAGCAGUAAAGAGCACACUGCAUUCCUGUCUUUCCUGCGCAAGUCCACCAAGUAUGAGGACAGCCAACAUGUGCUCUGUAACCUCAACAUCACCAUGCCUCCAUGUAUCAAAAUUAUUGGGAGCGAAGACCGGAGGCGAACUCUGACCCCGCUGGCUUUGAGAGAAAGAUACAGCGCCCUAAAUGAACCUGCUAUGGCAUCUAUGAGCGCCAUGGAGAGGACGGAGCUGAAGAUGGCUGUUAUUGCAGAACAGCUGGGAUUGAGCUGGGCUGAGUUGGCGCGAGAGCUUCAGCUCAGUGUGGAUGACAUCAAUAAGAUCCGUGUGGAGAACCCUAACUCGCUGCUGGAGCAGAGCUCUGCGUUGCUCAACUUGUGGGCCACUCGCGAGGGCAAAAGAGCCAAGAUGGAGAGCUUGUAUGCAGCUCUGAAGAGUAUUGACCGUAUGGACAUAGUGAACAUGUUGGAGGGCCAGCCACCUCAGCCUGUGAGACAAUCCCGGGACCUCAGCCGACGUCGACACGAUAUAGACAACCUCUCCCCUGGUAUGACCAAUGGUUAUGGGCUCGCGCAGGAAGAGCUUCUCUCACCGGCCUCCAUGCAGUACAGCCUGCCCUCCCCGCUGGGCGCUGAGCCUUACUGGCAGGAAGUCUCCAGUCUGGACUGUGCACCUAUUGCCACCACAGAAGAAGACACCCUCAUGGAGAUGUCUGAUGUGCAGGUGUGGCCCUCAGGCAACAGCCCGUCCCUGGUGCCUGUGGAGGAUUCCUCGCUGGAGUGCAGCAAUGCUGACGAUUCAGAAGGUCUCCUGGGGCUGCCGUACGGAAGUCUGGGUCGGCCGGCCAGUCAGGCCAGUGCAGCCAGCGGAGGGGGUGGGGUGCUGAGUGGAUCCAUUGAGCUGCCCGAAGACGAUUCAGAGAUGGGCGUUGACUCGCUCAGCACUGCAACACCAGCCUCACUUGGGGGCACCAUCGCCGGGAUCAAUCUUAACGGGCUGAACAAUUGUCAGGGGUCAGAGGCAAGUUUGGAGGUAUCAGCAGUCACAGGUACAGCUGGCGGAGAUGGAGCUGGAAGAGGAGGAGGAGGAAGAGGAGGAGGAGGGACGGGCUCAGAGGAAGGGCUUUCUCUUGUUGCAGGACAGCAAAGGGUGUAUGCUCGGCUGAGUGAGUCACCUGGUCUGAGCUGUGUUGCAGACCGGAAUGGAGACAGGUCAGGUAAUGGUGGAAACGGAGGUGGUGGAGGCUCUUUCCUUUCCUACCUGCAGGAACAGUCGGGCCCGGGGUGGAUCCCUGUCACUGACCCCACACAGGCCUGGGUGGGCACUCAACCUAAACCCAGGCAGGCCAUGGACGCCAUGAUAUCAUCAGUAUGUAACGCUGUGGAUGGGGACCCGUCCCACGUGUCCCAGGAGGCCUUACUCCAGCCGGUGAGGGACAUGGGUCACUCAGAGAUCUUACGAGGGCACUUCAGAGGUACCCAGCCUUUUGAGAAGGGUUUGGGCUUCCCGCACAGGGUACCAGAGCUGAGGGCCUGGGAUGAUGUACGCCUAAAGGGCCAGGGCGAUGUUGAAGACCUUGAUGGGGAACAUGUAAGCGAGGAACAGUUCACAGAUGAACACGGAAACAUUGUCACAAAAAAGAUUGUGCGUAAGGUUGUGCGCAGAGGGAAGGGUUCAGUUGAGGAGGGGGUUCAGGAGGUGAGCAUGGAUGGUUCUCUGCAGGACGACAACGAGCUGGAGCUUGAUGCAGAGCAGUUCAUGAGCUACGCCAUCCUGGGCCGGGACAGCAGCAAGCCCGAUUCUGUGGAUAUGAAGAAAGGUGCUCAGAUAGUGAAAUGUGCCAGUCUGCGGAGAGUUAAGCAAUGAGGCAGACUGAGUGCUGCGUUCCUGCAGAGUUCUCCACAGGAUUCAACCCCUUCACCAAAACCAUCCUACAUGGACACAUGACCAGCAGCAGCUGACAGGAGGAAGAACACACACUAAAAGGCAAAACAGACAGAAAUGAACGGCAACGCCACAACCAUAGCGGCUUUGCCGACUAUCAGCACGCACUGGAAGAGAAGGAUACAGAAUUACUCGUAGUUUUUAUUACCUUUUUUUUUAAAGAAACCGUGGGGAAAAAAACAUCUACUACUAGGCUAGAAGCAUGAUUUCGUAUAAAACAAAAACUAAACACAAAAAAAAAACUAGCAACCAAAAUGUGCUUCCUGUUAUCUGUAUCAGCAUGAGUGACUGCUGCUGCAUGGCCUGUCUUUAACUACAAAUACUGAGGGAAUAUAAGGGUGGGGAGGGAUGGGGAGGACACACUGCUGUAUGGGACAGGCAUGCAAUGUAGGGUAUGGUCAAUAACUGGCCCGUUUUUUAAACAAACGGGUGAAAACUUCAUCAGUCAAACUUAAGAAAAGGGGAGACUAAAAUACUGAGAAUUACAUAAUCUCUAGGCAACAGGUUACUCCCCCUCCUCUCUGCCACACUCUUCCAGCUAACUAGUUUUAAACCUGUCCCAGUGCUCUCAAAGUCCAGUAAAGCUACAAUUAUCACCCACAGAUAUCAGUGUUGUACAUAGUAUCGUAUGCACUAAAAUGCUCUACGUGACUGUGUGUUACGUGUGUUGUUUAUGUUUUAAGAUCCUUAUGCGAUGCCACUGAUGCUGCUGUUUCAGGUACAUAAGAAAUUAUUCCCCGUUUUUCUCCUUUGGUUUGUUCCGUCUGAACCUAUAUAUUAUUCUAUAUAUCCUGAAAUCUUUGUGGGUACAAGAACAAGCAAAUGUCGUGUCACUAUGCCUGUUUUUAAACGUUGCAUUUUUGUGUGUCGGGUUGUUUGUUUCUUCGUGCUUUUCAUGUGCUUUUUCCCCUUUGCUUUUGACAUGUCAAACUGUAGAGAGAAGACAUACUGUAGGUCAGUCAACUGUACUGUGGGUUUUUGAGCUUUGGGAGGCUGGUUUCUGCAGUAAACCGGCCUCCCUAACCUUCGGAGUGGUUUGCUUUGUGGAGAAGGUGACAACAAGAUUUAUGAUGAGUGGCAGAUUAACCUACUCUACUAUCCCACUCCUCCGCCUUUUCUUGUCCCCAGUGUGCCGUAAACGUGAGGUUUCUGUUAAUCAGAUGUCUGUCUGAACCAAAAUCACAAUACUCUUACUCUCAAUCUUGCCCUUAAAGCCCUACCUCUACCCCUCUCCCCCCUCCAGUCAGCCUCUCAGAGUAGAUGUAGCAGUCCUGUCCACCUCCAGCAGGGAGCAGGAUCUCACAUUCAGCUCGUAGCAGUGUCUGUUUGACCUCAUCAUGCAGUAUUUGACACCACCACACAUAAGGUGCACUUAUAGACCAUCUCACCACCACCAGUAGAUGUCCCUUGAUGAGAGUAAAGUCACUGAAAUACUGGUAACAAUGUAGCACUGGUUUGACUGGGAAACAGACUUAGCUGGAGAAAGGAAAGUGUUGGGUCGAGGGUCGAGGACGUGUUGAGCUUUGAUGUUUGUCUCCUUGGCAUUGUUUGGAAAGUAGCAAAGACAGUCAGUCGCCAAUCACUGUGAUGAGAAACUGUAAUACUGACCCGCAACUGUGAGCCUGACCCCUCCCAAAGCGUGUCUCUCGUUUCACUCCUUUCUUUAGUGUUAUGUCUUUUCUUGUCAUCAUUUACUGUCUUAACUCUACAUCAGAAGAAGCAAUAACUGCUUACUAAAGGAAAGGAUUGUUUGUGUGCAUGUGUUUGAGUGACAGAGAGGAUUUUAGGAUCUCAGAUCAUGUUCUUCCAAAGCUCAGGCUUACAAUCUUUUAAUCACAGCUUUAUGCUACUCCUCACUCCAUGCACAAUGAUGUCAGUACAUUAGUAUUCUGCAUUUCAUCACUUUGCCUCAUUAUAAUAUACCUAAUAACACUGGGCAAAUAUUGGUAUGACCUCAUACCAGCCAUCCCAUCUGCAUAGUGCCCAGUGUCUGUUUUUGUUGACAGAAAUCCUAUGGAAUGUGUGUUUGUGUGUGAGUGUGUGUGUGAUUUUAUUAUCACACAUUCAGUCCUGGAUAUUGGGACGUUUCGAAGUUGUGAAAUAUUGCAGGACGUGAUAUUACAAAUGGUCAAAGAGCAAAAACUCUGAGAUUAUAACUCUAGUUCACAUAUAUUUUUUAAAAGUUGAUUUACCUCAAUACGCGUGCCAUCUCACAUGAUAUCUGUUGUCUACAUGCAUUUAUUUCAAAAAUUAUGUUAGACAUUGAAUGCUUUCUUAUGGAAAAAAUGUCCGUCACAAAAAUGUUGCAAUAACCACCAAUCAAGUGUUUGUUUUAGUACGGCUUCACAGCCAGAGAUGAUGAAUGUAAAGUCAUGGUAUAUUAUAAGUCUUGUUAUAAAGUAGUCAUCUUUGUGGCUGUGUACACUAGUAGAGGAUAGGGUAUUAACUCUGUUGUUUCAACUCAGUAACUGCUGUUCAUCAUCAACCUUCAUUGCAAACAUUCAUAGAAACCAUGGAAUAGAAGAGAUUUAAAGACAGAUGCCUAAAAUAGGUUUGGGAUAUUUUUACAAAUAUCCCUGCAACCUAUUUUAUUUUUAUUUUAUUGUGUUUUUAAAAAAAAUGUAGAUGUCAAAAGAGAUUACACAGUAGUGUAAUGAUAUAACCCCUUAUGCACGGUUUGCUCUUUAAGGGCUUAUAAUUAAGGUAUGCUUGGGUUGCUUUCUGAAGCAGGAGCCAUUUAUGGAGCUGCUGCUGAUGUCAGGGUUGGAGCUCGGGGAGGGGGGGUCUGAUGAAAACACACUAAGAUGGAGCACUUUGAAGUUCGAUGGAACUAUUGCGGGAAGGCUUUUAGUGGCUCCGACGGCUAGUCUUUCAAGAUGACAAGCAUUUUUCCUCAACACAACCUAACCCUAUCUAUUUCUGCCCCUUUUACCAAAUAUAAGACUGAGCCGAUUCUAAGGCUUCCACAUGGUGACAGAGUGAACACAGUUUGAAAGGAGGAGUCCAACUAAGUGCAACAGAGGAAGAGUGGUUACAUCACAAAAAUGAACAACGGAAAGCCCUGCACUGAGGGACAAAGGAGAUGAUGCCAUGCACCAAGUUCAUGCAAAAAUAUUAACUGUUGCAAAAACUAGAGAACACAUGUAUAUUCCUUUAGAAUGGAUUGAAGACAUUAUUAACGCAAUAGCAUAUUACUCAAUACUAAGGAAUGCAACUGCGCACAUGCACAGAAAAUGUUUUUAAAAUAAAAAGGCUAUAUAUAUAUAAAAAUAUAUGAAAAUAUAUAUAUAUAUAUUUACUUAGAAUGCUAUGCACCCUUACUUGUCAACUGGGAUUCUAGUUAUGUUAUGGAUGUACUUUUAUCAUCAUACAGCUGUAGCUACCAAGAGACUGUUGAGUUCUGGGUAAUGCCUGCAACCUGGGGAUAAAACAGGGGUCUUGUGGGUAUUUUAAACUUUUUUUGUUGCUUUUUUUUAUUGUUAUGGAGAGUCAAACAUGAAUUUAAAAUAUACAUGUAAAAGCCUUUUAAUCCAGUGAAAUCCGAGGACAUCUAUUGACAAUUAACUCUGUACACCAGCUCAACAUUUACAAAAAUUAAUAAAGAAAUGAAAUGUC